Ostrea edulis (European flat oyster) is the source of this 2317-nucleotide messenger RNA. Its product is annotated as catalase-like. The record is from RefSeq and is a predicted model, not a curated record. Gene Ontology annotation, biological process: response to hydrogen peroxide; hydrogen peroxide catabolic process. NCBI's taxonomy places the organism in Eukaryota, Metazoa, Mollusca, Bivalvia, Ostreida, Ostreidae. Bases 169 to 1704 code for a protein of 511 amino acids. Gene Ontology annotation, molecular function: catalase activity; heme binding. The transcript is spliced from 12 exons. Gene Ontology annotation, cellular component: cytoplasm; mitochondrion; peroxisome.
AGAUGCCGAUUGACUAACAUUCUGUCAUACUUUUCUCGACUCCUAACACAGAAAACUUCGAUUUACCCCUGACCCUUUACAAAAUCAAGUUACAUAAAAUAGGACGCUAACCUGGACUUCGUCAUAUCUAUCUGAUUUCUGGUCAGUCUCCCUUACACAACUGGCAAGAUGGCAGGACGCGACAAAGCCUCGGACCAACUCAAAGAAUUCAAGAAGACGCAAAUGAAGGAGGAUGUAUUGACAACAGGAACUGGGGCCCCAGUUGGUCUGAAGACAGCCACCAUGACUGUGGGGCCCAGGGGACCUGUCCUCCUCCAAGACUUUGUCUUCACUGAUGAAAUGGCACACUUCAAUCGUGAAAGAAUUCCCGAGAGAGUGGUACACGCCAAAGGGGCAGGAGCCUUUGGGUACUUUGAGUGCACACAUGACAUAACAAAGUACACCAAAGCCAAACCUUUUGAGUUUGUUGGAAAGAAGACUCCUCUGGCUGUUCGAUUCUCAACUGUCGGUGGUGAGAGUGGGUCCGCUGAUACUGCCCGCGACCCUCGUGGAUUUGCUGUAAAGAUGUACUCCGAGGAAGGAAACUGGGACCUUGUAGGAAAUAACACGCCCAUUUUCUUCAUCAGAGACCCAAUGCUGUUCCCCAGCUUUAUCCACACACAAAAGAGGAACCCACAGACACAUCUAAAGGACCCUGACAUGUUCUGGGACUUCAUCACCCUGAGGCCCGAGACUACCCACCAGGUGUCCUUCCUGUUCUCAGAUCGAGGCACGCCUGACGGCUACAGGAGGAUGAACGGCUACGGAAGCCACACAUUUAAACUCGUCAACAAAGAGGGCAGGCCUGUCUACUGCAAAUUCCAUUGGAAAUGUGAUCAAGGCAUUAAGAAUCUGAUGGCUGAUAAAGCUGCCCAGCUUGCUACAGAUGAUCCAGAUUAUGCUAUCAGAGACCUAUACGACCACAUUGCGGAAGGAGAUUUCCCCUCAUGGACUCUCAAAAUUCAGGUUAUGACCUUUGAGGAAGCCGAGAAAUUCAGAUACAAUCCAUUUGACCUUACCAAGAUUUGGCCACAAGGAGAGUACCCCUUGAUUCCAGUGGGGAGGAUGGUGCUGAACAGAAAUCCAAAGAACUACUUUGCUGAGGUGGAACAAAUCGCUUUCUCCCCAGCUCAUUUGAUUCCUGGCAUAGAAGCCAGCCCUGACAAAAUGUUACAGGGACGUUUGUUCUCAUACUCGGAUACCCACAGACACCGUCUGGGCAGCAAUUACCUGCAGAUUCCUGUCAACUGUCCAUUCAACUCCAGGACCAAGAACUACCAGAGGGACGGGCCUCAGUGUGUAGAUGAAAAUCAAGGUGGAGCCCCAAAUUAUUUCCCUAACAGUUUCUCUGGACCAUUGGAUAAUGCAUCGAACCUCGAGAGUGAGUUCUCCAUUGAUGGCGAUGUCAAACGCUACAACACAGCAGACGAAGACAACUAUUCCCAAGUUGGCGUCUUCUGGAGAAAGGUUCUGAAGCCAGCUGAGAGACAGAGGCUGGUGGAGAACAUUGCUAACCAUGCAAUCAGUGCCACAGAUUUCCUACAGAAGAGAGUGGUCAAGAAUUUCAGCCAGGCUGACCCUGAAUUGGGUCGAGGGAUUCAGGAAUUGUUGGACAAACUCAAGGCUCAAAGAAAGGCCAAGAGUGGAAUGCCUGCUCAGCUGUGAGGUGACCAGGAGACUAUGAUAAAGAUGAAAGUGCUCAACAGUAUUGAUUCUGGACUUGAUUGGUGGAACAAAGUCAAAUUCUGAUGUGUUGCAACUUGUGACAUAAUGUGAUCCUCAUCAUCGCGAAUCAGAUAUUUUUUUUAUUGAAAUCAGAUGAAAUUGAUCAUGACUAUUUUGCAGAUGUGUUUUUUAUUUCAUAUUCCAUUAUAGUUUUGCUUCUUUUUUCUCAAGCAGCUUUGUUUUGCAGCAGUUCAUACGCUUUUGGUGCAAGGAUUUCAUAUAAUGACUUGUGGGAAGUGAAUCAGUAAUUAUCUGUGAUAAAGUGUAGUUCCAAGUGUGUACAUACAUAAAUAUUUCCGUCAAUGCAGAUAGACACAUAGUGUUUAUGUACUGAGACACAGAAAGGCCGGGACAUGACCCCUUUCAUUUGCCUCGUUCCGUUUUCCAUAUACAUAUAUGUCAGAUUUCCUGUAUAUUUUGUUUUCUGUAGAGAUAUGAAAAUAAUGUGAACAGAUUGAAGUAUAUACUUGGAUUUUGUGUUAUCAUAGGACAGUGCUAGACAUCAUCUGAUAAUGUUUCCUGUAUAAUUUGUAAUAAACUGAUUAUUAUUGAA